Messenger RNA from Tricharina praecox, 1038 nucleotides. RefSeq lists its product as uncharacterized. The transcript has a single exon. NCBI's taxonomy places the organism in Eukaryota, Fungi, Ascomycota, Pezizomycetes, Pezizales, Pyronemataceae. The coding region runs from base 208 to 759 and encodes 183 amino acids. The record is from RefSeq and is a predicted model, not a curated record.
ACGGAAGAGUCACCAGCGGACUCCGUAGAUUGAGCGGUCGUGUAUAUAAAGCGGACAUUUCCUCUCAUUCUUCUUUCUGUUUCGUUGUCUCUCUCUAUUCCUCAGCUGCGGCGACGACUACAGAGACGACUAAAAUCGUAGCAAACGACGAGACAACAACGAUUAUCGUAGUUACAUCGUUAUUCGUGUGCCAAAGUCAUUCACAUCAUGUCUGGAACCACUGCCGAACACUCAGCCCAGGAAUCCUCCUCGUCAGAGGCGCUGUACUUCUGGAAACCAGACUCCCGUCUCGGCGGGUUCCUGAGCCAAUGGACAUCCAGCGCGUUCUCCGACGGACGGCACGAGUUCUCGAACGCGGAGCAAUACAUGAUGUACCGCAAGGCGCUUCUAUUCUCUCCCACGGGCGACUCUGACGCGGUCGUGCGGACGAUCCUUGGCGAGUCCGAUCCUCGGCGGAUGCGCGCGCUCGGCCGGAAGGUCCGCGGCUUCGACCAGGCACUGUGGGAUGCCGAGAAGUAUCAGAUCGUCCUCGAGGGGAAUCUCCUCCGCUUCCGGGGUAAUCCCGAGUGUCGCGCGAAACUGCUCGCGACUGGCAGGAGAGAGCUGGUCGAGGCGAGUAGAUAUGAUAGAGUCUGGGGUAUUGGGUUUUCUGAGCUGCAAGCUCCGACUGUAGAUCGCGCGAGGUGGGGUGAGAAUUUGUUGGGGAAGGUUUUGAUGGAGGUGCGCGAUGUGCUGCUUGAGGAGAGUGGUGUGGAGUAGUUCUUCGGGUUGCGAGAUGUCUGAUGCAGUCGUGAAUCUUGAUGGCAGCUGGUUAAGUGGGAUUGAUGUUUGAAAAGAAUCGCUCUCUGAACUUCUACCUAUUUGCUUUACUGCAUUUGCGAGCUAUUCUUUUUUGUAGUAUUCACAUCACGAACUUGUAUCGUUUCAGCCUCUUCAAGCUGUGGUGUUGGAGCUUAGUCACUCGAAUAAGCCUCCACCGCCACAGGCGUGAUCAACAGCAGGAGCGUGACGAUACAUGAACCACACCGAAAUAGAGCA